AUGUCCAUCUCAAAUUCAUCGCUGAAAUUCGUCGACUUAUCAAAAAACAAACUCCCGUUAGGUCAUGAUAAGUUCCCUAUCUUUAGUAUGUUUUAUCUCGACCUUUCUUUCAACAAAUUUUCUGGUGCCAUUCCUACGACUGUCUCACCACAAAUUAUGGUGCUUCAAUUGAGUCACAACAACUUUUCUGGAACAAUACCUCAAAAAUUUAGGAGUUUAAAUUUCCUCUCUCAACUUUCGUCUCUUCGAGUUCUCAAUCUCAGAAAUAAUUUUUUCCAAGGGAGAAUCCCAAACGAUAUAUCAAAUCUUACAAGUCUUCAAAUUCUUGAUCUUUCUGGCAACAAAUUUAGCGGAGAUGUUCCGUCUACUUUGGGAAAACUCCGUGGAAUGAUUAAUCCCAAUCCUGACAUCUCAUUAAUUUAUACGAUCACCCUACCUGAACAACUUCGAAGUCUAUUAGAAAAACGAGGACAAAUUCCUGAAACCUGUGGGAGUUUGAAGAGUUUGAGAGUGCUAAACAUGUCAUAUAACAAUCUGUCAGGAAAAAUUCCAAGAGCUUUAGGAGAAAUGUAUAAUUUGGAGAGUUUAGACUUGUCACAUAACACUUUUUUUGGAGAAAUACCACAGAGUUUCGGGAACCUACAGACACUGAGUGUUUUGGACUUGAGCAACAACAAACUCAACGGUCAUAUCCCGAAUGGUCCUCAAAUGGACAGACUCAACAAUCCGGAUUCUUAUGCUAAUAAUAGUGGACUUUGUGGGAUGCAAAUUCAGGUUCCGAGUGAUAAAACAGAGCCAAUGGAAGAUGACGAUGACGAUGACGAUGAGAGCAAGGAGACAUGGUUUUCAUGGAUUUUGGCUGGGAUUGCAUUUCCUGCUGGAUUUUUCUCUACAAUAUUGGUUUUAUAUGUUGUUGGUUACUUUCAAAUUGCACCCAAGCGCAGUAGGAGAAGAUAUUAUAUCAAGAGAGGUGCUUAG
Molecule: messenger RNA, 978 nt
Organism: Mercurialis annua (annual mercury)
Lineage: Eukaryota; Viridiplantae; Streptophyta; Magnoliopsida; Malpighiales; Euphorbiaceae
Product: receptor-like protein 46
Exons: 3
Coding region: 1-978 (325 amino acids)
Molecular function (GO): protein binding
Source: RefSeq, a predicted model, not a curated record